Messenger RNA from Anolis carolinensis (green anole), 3848 nucleotides. It is a transcript of the gene gpr19, whose product is annotated as G protein-coupled receptor 19. The transcript is spliced from 2 exons. Gene Ontology annotation, cellular component: plasma membrane. Gene Ontology annotation, biological process: G protein-coupled receptor signaling pathway. Bases 982 to 2202 code for a protein of 406 amino acids. Gene Ontology annotation, molecular function: G protein-coupled receptor activity. Lineage: Eukaryota; Metazoa; Chordata; Lepidosauria; Squamata; Anolidae. The record is from RefSeq and is a predicted model, not a curated record.
AAACAUUCAAUGCUGAUUAUUUAUUUAUUUAUUUACAGUAUUUAUAUUACACCCUUCUCACCCCGAAGGGGACUCAGGGCUGAUCACAUUACACAUAUAAGGCAAACAUUCAAUGCCUUAACAUAGAACAAAGACAGAAGACAAACGCAGGCUCCAAGCUGGCCUCGAACUCAUGACCUCUUGGUCAGAGUGAUUUGUUGCAGCUGGCUGCAGCUGGCUGCUCAACAGCCUGUGACACAGCCUGGGCCAGGGCCUUAUACAAUUAUACAAUUAACAAGGACAGACACAUAGACAGAAGUAAAGGCAGAUUUCCCCAUCUUAUUUCUGGCAUCUUGAAGGCUGUGCUUGGGGGUGUGCUGUCACUCCCUAUGCUGUGGGGUGGUGUGCUGUCACUCCAUCUUCCAUUAUGAGGAGCUUCCUCCCUAUCAAUCUUCUUAAGGGCACCUUUAUUACCUCCCUGCUAAAAACGGUACCUAUUUAUCUACUUGCAUUUCUGCUUUCGACCUGCUAGGUGAGCAGGUGAGCUGGGGCUAACGAUGGAUGUGUACUCCAACCUGGACUCAAACUGCCAACCUUUCGAUCGGCAAGAUUUUUCAGCAGCACAGUGGUUCAGCCUACUGUCCUUGUUGGGUUAUCUAAGCAAUCAUGCAUGCAUUUUCAAUGUGGGAUGGUUUAUGUAGUUAGUUAUGUUUGUUGCUUAGUAACCUGAGCCAAGCUGCAUUCCAAAGUUGAUGACACCAUUUAGGGGGUUUUGCAUAUGAAAUGGGAAAUGGGAGUAUCCUUUCUGGGGACACACAGGAAGUGAUGUACAGAUGCCUCUUCCUGUUUCUUCCUCUUUGCUCCUGCCAUGCCAUGCCAUGCUGAUGUUCCUGUUUGUUAAGAAAUAUGUAGUAUCCUGAACUGUUUUUCUUUUGGAACUAAGAUGUUUUUUGCCUGUAUGACCAUCAUCAUACAAGAUUCCCUUUAAAGAAAAGACUGAACAUGCUGCUUGCUCAUGACAUGGAUGACAGUGCUGCUCCUACUCCAACAUCUAGGCUGCAACCACAGAGCCAUCAAGCGGAAAUGUCUAAAUCUCUGCCAAACAGUGCAGUGAGUGGACCUGAGAAAAAUACAACAGCCUCACGAUAUGAGUUCAUGCCAGAAGAAAUCAUGGCAGCCAGCCUGCUUAUGGGGGCUUUAUGGUUAUUCUCUGUCUUUGGAAACUCCCUUGUUUGCCUGGUGAUCCACAGAAGCAGAAGAACUCAAUCUACUACCAAUUAUUUUGUGGUCUCCAUGGCCUGUGCGGAUUUACUCAUUAGUAUCGGGAGCAUGCCAUUUGUGCUUCUACAGUUAGCGUCUGAUGGUUGGAUGCUUGGGAGCAUGAUGUGCAAGCUGGUAAGAUAUUUUCAGUAUCUUACACCUGGCGUCCAGAUUUAUGUUUUGCUCUCCAUCUGUGUGGACAGAUUCUAUACUAUUGUCUACCCACUGAGUUUCAAGGUGUCUCGAGAGAAAGCCAAGAAAAUGAUUGCAGCAUCUUGGAUCUUCGAUGCUGCUUUGGUGUCUCCGGCUUUCUUUUUCUUUGGGUCAAGUUGGGACAGUCAUUGCAGCUUUUUCCCACCACAUUCUUGGGAUGGUGCAAUUUACAGCAUUGUCCACUUAUUAGUGGCUUUUUUAAUUCCAUCUGUUCUCAUAAUUCUCUUUUACCAAAAGAUAAUCAAAUAUAUCUGGAGGAUAGGCACAGAUGGUAGAACAGUCCGGAGGACAAUGAACAUUGUUCCACGGACAAAGGUGAAGACCAUCAAGAUGUUCCUCAUGUUGAAUUUAUUUUUUCUGCUCUCGUGGCUACCAUUUUAUGUAGUUCAACUUUGGCAUCCACCCGAGACAGACUACAGAAAAAGCUCAUUGGUUUUCAUGUUGGUAACUUGGAUAUCCUUUAGUUCCUCUGCCUCAAAGCCUAGCUUGUACUCUGUAUAUAAUGCCAAUUUCAGGAGAGGGAUGAAGGAGACCUUCUGCAUGUCCUCCAUGAAAUGCUACCGAAGCAAUGCAUAUACCAUCACUACAAGUUCAAAGAUAGCAAAAAGAAAUUACAUUGGGAUCUCGGAAAUACCUGUGCCAGCCAAAACUGUUUCCAAAGGCACCAUAUAUGAUUCAUUUGAUAGAGAAGCAAAAGAAAAAAAAUUGGCCUGGCCCAUAAAUUCUAACCCUCCAAACACAUUUGUUUAAUUACUUGAGUCCACGGAUCACAACAAAUAUUUUCCUCAUUCAGAUCAAAGGACCUUACCCAUCUUUUUGGAUGCAUCUGAUUUAUGUGGGAUGGGAUUUCCAUAUACAAUAGCAGGAUGAAUAAAUGUUUUAUUUUAUUAUUAACUUUCUUUUAUACUGGAUUUUAAAUAUAUAUAUACUAUAAUGUGUUUAAGAACAAUUAUCCGCUUUGUAAACAUGGACAAUCAUAUCAAAUUUUGUGCUCUCUGCAUUUAAUUAUAUUUUGUAAAAACUGAUGAGCAACUACAAUUAAGCCAUUAUCUAAAUAAGAAGAGAGUAAACCCACCAAGAAUAUUGUAGCAUGCCAAUUAUUUCUGCAAAGUUGGAAAACUGAAUGUACAAAUGGUUCCUAUUUAACAGGAGCAGAUUCUUUUUUCUUGAGAACCGUCUGGUAAGACAUUCCUUUGGUCAAUGUAGUGUCGAAGGCUUUCAUGGCCGAAAUCACUGAGUUGCUGUGAGUUUUCCAGGCUGUAUGGACAUGUUCCAGAAGCAUUCUCUCCUGACGUUUGUCCAAGGAUGGCAGGCAUCCUCAGAGGUUGUGAAAUCUGUUGGAAACCAGGCAAGUGAGGUUUAUAUAUCUGUGGAAUGUCCCAGGUGGGAGAAAGAACUCUUGUCUGUUUGAGACAAGUGUGAAUGCUGCAAUUGGCCACCUUGAUUAGUAUUGAAUGGCCUUGCAGCUUCAAAGCCUGGCUGCUUCCUGCCUUGGGAAUCCUUUGUUGGAAGGUGUUAACCGGCCCUGAUUGUUUCAUGUUUGGAAUUUCCCUGUUUUCUGAGAGUGGUUCUUUAUUUACUGUCAGCCAUAGCAGAGCACUUGAUGAAUCAACCUGGAGCAUAUUAUUUGAGAACACAGAAAUGCUGGACCACUCUAACAACCACCUUGCCGGACUACACAGAGAAGCCAUUGGACAUUUUCAACAGAAAGGAGGAAAUAAUGAAAAUGAACAAAAUCUGGCUUCCAGUAUUUUUUAAAAAACUCUAUAAUCAGGACAGUAAAUAAAGAACAACACCCAGAAAACAGGGGAAUUCCAGACAGGAAACAAUCAGGACAAGCUAACACCUCCCAACAAAGGAUUCCCUCAGGCAGGAAGCAGCCAGGCUUUGAAGCUAAAAGGCCAUACAAUGCUAAUCAAGGUGGCCAAUUGCAAAAUUCACACUUGCCUCCAGCAGACAAGACUUCUUUCUCUCAUCCUGGACAUUCCACAGAAAUAUAAACCCCACUAGCCUAGUUUCCAACAGACCUCACAACCUCUGAGGAUGCUUGCCAUAGAUGUGGGUGAAACAUCAGGAGAGAAUCCAUCUGGAACAUGGUCAUAUAGCCCGUAAAACUCACAGCAACCCAUUCCUUUGGCCAUAUUGUGGUUUUGGGGGGAUAUGUUGGAAAUGCCUUUCAAAAUAUCAGUGAUGUGUAGACACAUGCAUUACAGCAGUUUGGAUUUUAGACCCUUUCCUGAUAUACCAUGUUCGAGUUAAAGGAAGAUUGGGUGCAUCUUGAGUAUAGUGGGGAAGCAUGUGAAUGUGCGUACAUGACUGUGAAAUGUCAGAAAGAAAUGCUUUGUUUUCCUCCCUACUAUAGCCACCUGUGUUAAUAAUAAAUGUUGCUGACUACA